Molecule: messenger RNA, 162 nt
Organism: Heterobasidion irregulare TC 32-1
Lineage: Eukaryota; Fungi; Basidiomycota; Agaricomycetes; Russulales; Bondarzewiaceae
Exons: 2
Coding region: 1-162 (53 amino acids)
Source: RefSeq, a predicted model, not a curated record
AUGCAGCUGAGCUUUACUCGAAUCGUCCAUAACCUCGACAUAGCUGGUAGCGGCUGGUGUGACGUCGAGCAUAUGUCUUCGGUGGACGACGGAAAGGUAUCAGCAGACGCGUUUGCAUGCCUUCCACUCAGCGCAAUCAUCAAGAUAGACUCUCUUGAUUAG